UUCAGUACUUCAUCAGCGGCUGGAUCAACCGGUCGUCGUUGUCCUCCAAUACCAGCAUCCAGUUUUGUUUUUUGAUCAUCCGCGGCUUUGGUAGCGUUGUCACGUCGCUCGGUUCAUAUCUACUGUGGAAAUAUUCAGCUCAGGAUAUUCUGGAAGGCUAGAAAGAAAUCUCAAGAGGAGCCCGUAGAGACUUUGAUGAAACAAAAGGAAAGGUCUAUAAAGACGCGCUCGUGCUGUUGUUGAAUAAGUGGGUUUCCCUGCGACGAAGCCCCAAACGCUUUGUUCGUGACUAUUUAGCUGCUGCAUAUGUGUGUUGGAACGCCCGCGGUUCUGCCUGAAUGAAUCAUACUUAAAAAUGAAGAAUCCGCGACUACAUAAACUGUUGUGGAACAUGUGCGCUUGUGGAUUGAUUGCCUUCGUGGCGAUGAGUGUUGCACUGCAGCAGCGACCGGAUCCUCCAGUGCGCCAUGAGUUGAGCCGCUUUAACCACGCUACUCGUUUUCAAACAAUCGCCCCAGCAGGAUCGCUUAUCUCUCGCUUCCGACAAGUCAAUGCAGCGCCGGAAUUCGACGUUUUGUCGAAGACUUCGAUCGACACAAGUUUUCCAUCCGAUCCUCACCCAGUUGGCCGACCUCCUAGAUUCGUUCCUCAGGCUAAAGUGAUACGGUUAGCCGUUCUGGCUCCCAACGAUCCCGAACAUCAAUUCUCGCUGUUCAAAAUCCUUCCGGCCAUCCAUCUAGCAGCCAGGACCAUCGAACGGAGUAGCAGUGGCAACAGCAGCGGCCCUUUGUCCGGCUGGCGAAUUCAAAUUGUAAAUCGUGAUUCCAAGUGCUCCUCCAUCUACGGACCACUGGAAGCCAUCGACCUCUACAACAGCAAAUCCAUAGAUGUGUUUUUGGGACCGGUAUGCGAAUACGUCAUUUCUCCGGUAGCCAAAUAUGCGGGCGUAUGGAACAUUCCGCUCCUGACAGCUGCCGCCCAGGCUGACGGUUUCACUCACAAGCAGCCCAACUAUCCGCUCCUGACGCGCAUGAUGGGUUCUUACAGGGAAGUCGGUGCUGUCAUGGUUCAAAUUUUGGCGCGAUUCGACUGGCGAGUGGUGGGCAUGUUGUUCCACAACCACGACGUCGGCAAAGGCGCCGGCAAUUCUCCGUGUCACUUUGCUUUGGCGGCCGUUUACAGCCAGCUGGAGAAGCAGAGACACAAGUCGAUCCACAAAAGUUUCGACGAGACAAAUAGCAGCGUCAACUUCACUCAAUUGCUGCUCCACAUUGGCGAGCGAUCACGAAUCGUGGUCCUGUGCGCCGCACCUCGCAAGAUCAAAGAGAUCAUGCUGGCGGCGGAAGAACUCAACAUGGUGGCUAGCGGCGAAUACGUUUUCUUCAACAUCGAACUGCGCAACAGCAACAACGUGACGCUGAAGCCCUGGUACAACAAGAACGAAACGGAGGAACGGAACCAACGGUCCAAACGAGCCUACGAGGCACUGUUGACCGUGUCGGCGAGGGUCCCGGACACGGAACAAUACCGCGACUUUAGCGACGAAGUUAAACGAAUCGCCCGAGAAGAAUUCAACUACACGUACGACGAGGAUCCAGUCGAUCCCUUCGUGGCAGCCUUUCACGAGGCCGUGCUUCUCUACGCCAUUGCCCUGAACGAGACGCUGGCGGCCGGCGGAGACGUUUCCAACGGAACGGCCAUCACUUCCCGAAUGUGGGGUCGCACGUUUGUUGGAAUCAGCGGCAAUGUCAGCAUGGACGAGAACGGAGACCGCAAUGCCGACUACUCCCUCCUUGACAUGGAUCCAAUAACAGGAAUUUUCCAGGUUGUGGCCAAUUGCUAUGGCGUUUCCAAACAACUUGUGGACGUUCCAGGCCGUCGCAUUCACUGGGCGGGAGACAGAAACGGUCCUCCUCCUGAUACGCCUCCGUGCGGAUUUGAUAAUACGAAAUGCCCCGAUAAUACGAUGCCAAUUUAUGUAAUCGUCACCAUCGUACUCUCGUCGGUCGUCGUAGUCCUCAUCAUCACUUCUGCUUUCAUUUACAGGCACUACAAGGAGGAGGCUGAAAUAGCUUCGAUGACUUGGAAAAUUGCGUGGAACGAAGUCGUCCUCUUCAGCGGAGAUAGGACCGGCCGGUCCAGCGGAGGAGCUGCUGGAGGACCCAGUGGCGUUGGCAAGUUCGGCAGCCGGUUGUCCAUCGGGCGCAACAGCAUACUGAGCAACCUGUCGACCGAGACGACAGGGAACUUCCCGUCCGACAAGCAGCUAUUCAUUCAAAUUGCCAACUACAAAGGCAUGGUUGUGGCCGUCAAAGCAAUCCCAAGAGCAAAAGUGGAACUCAAUCGACCUUUGCUGCUGGAACUGAAGCGGAUGAAAGAUGUGACUCACGAUCAUUUGGUGCGCUUCAUUGGCGCCAGCGUCACAGCUCCUCAUUGUUGCCUCCUCACCGAGUACUGUCCCAGAGGCUCCCUUGAGGACAUCUUGGAGAAUGACCAGAUCCAGUUGGACGCCAUGUUCCGCCGCAGUUUGAUACACGACAUCGCCAAAGCGAUGGCCUACAUUCAUUCGUCGGAAAUCCGCUCUCACGGAAACCUCAAGUCGAGCAACUGCGUGGUGGACAGUCGUUUCGUGCUCAAAGUCACCGAUUUCGGGCUCCAUUCUCUGCGUGUGGCCGCCGCCGGCGACGACGCCAAUGAUGAUCAAAACUCGUACGCCUACUGGAAGCGCAAGUUGUGGACGGCACCCGAACUGCUGCGCAUCGAACGCCCGCCACCGGAGGGAACACCCAAAGGAGAUGUCUAUUCAUUCGCCAUCAUCACUCACGAGAUCCUCGUCCGACACGGACCCUUUUACCUGGCCGACAAUGAUCUUAGUCCCAGAGGUAAA
Messenger RNA from Daphnia pulicaria, 2887 nucleotides. RefSeq names its product receptor-type guanylate cyclase gcy-28-like. The annotation marks the transcript as partial. Gene Ontology annotation, cellular component: membrane. Gene Ontology annotation, biological process: cGMP biosynthetic process; protein phosphorylation; receptor guanylyl cyclase signaling pathway. NCBI's taxonomy places the organism in Eukaryota, Metazoa, Arthropoda, Branchiopoda, Diplostraca, Daphniidae. The record is from RefSeq and is a predicted model, not a curated record. The transcript has 17 exons. Gene Ontology annotation, molecular function: ATP binding; protein kinase activity; guanylate cyclase activity.